AUGCCUCAGAGCUUCAAGGUUAGAAGAGUGGUUCGCGUUGAAGAUUCGGAGAUGUGGGGUCGGUACGUGGACAAACGCGAGGCUAUCGCUCGACGACGGGCAGCAGAGAUGCCGAUAGAGCAGCUGAAGCCGCCAGCUGUCUCGAACGAGGUGGCGGAUAAGCACCGACAGACGUUUGAGCCCUUGGAUCUCGAGUUGAAUGAGAUGUACCUCUGGCAUGGCACCAACGUCCGAAAGGCGCUCUCAAUUGCACAGAGCGAUUUCCGCAUAGACCUCGCCGGCAGCUCCACAGGCACCAUGUACGGUCUCGGAGCUUACUUUGCAGAGCACUGCACCAAAGCAGAUGAGUACGCAAGUGACGAGCCGGGUGGCUACUACGAUGGGGUAUUCUCACUCUUGCUUUGCCGAGUUUGCUUGGGUAAGUUUUACUACACACAGGUCCGUGAUACAGAAGCUGGUUCACAUGUGAGAACCGGAGCCUUCGACAGUACGGUCGGGGAUCGGCUGACCAAGGCGGACACUUUCAGAGAGUUUGUGCUGUACGAUGCCGACGCUAUAUAUCCCGAGUACGUUGUUCUCUACACGCGCGUUUAUGCUUCGGACGCCCCUGAGACGGUGGAGAGGCUGACGAAGGACCUGUACCACUUGCAGCUGCCUGUGUAUUGGGCCAAUUGUCACAAAGAUCCCGUCCACCAGCCGUUUCACGAACAAUUUCUGGUGGCGAGGUACACAGUUACCCUGCUUCAGGAGUUAGCAACCGCUUGCUUCAAGGGCACUGGCACGAUCGAAGUCACUCGCGCCAAGCGUAUCGAGAACUCACAGGUUUGGCAGAAGUAUGUUCAGCGCAAGCGGGCGCUUGUGAAAGAGAUCCAGAAGAGGCCUGGCAUAAAGUUCCAGACCGCCCGAGACCUGGACAACACAAAUGGUGAAAUUCUGACUUUCAGCUUCCUCAGCAAUCGGGAUUCCACCGAAGAGUGUGUGUCCAUCACCAACUUGGAGGAGCCGUUGAACGAGCAUUUGCUGUGGCAUGGUACUUCAAAAGAAGCUGCCGAAAAGAUUGCCGAGAGUGACUUCAAGAUACCAGUUGGGAAAGACAUGAAGCAUGCAGCCCGUUUCGGAAACGGAGCGUACCUUGCGGAGGACUUGGAGAAGUCACUCACCUACGCCGAGCCCACCAACGAUGGAACCCGCGUCGUCCUUCUCUGCAGGACGCUCUGUGGCGAUUUCUACUACACUGAAAGGCAUACAGAAAUCAAUGCUGCCCAGUUGCGUGAUGCACAAGCAAAGCACUCGGUGCUGGCCAACCCAGAGCGCAAAGGUCCGCGGGAGUUUAUCGUUCCCACGUCCGACCAAGUGUACCCCGAGUUCAUCUUGGAGCUCGAUGUGAAAGAUUGGGUGCCACCACCUCCUGCACCAGCAGCCGGCAAUAGUUGCUUUUUGUUUAUCAUGCUAGGGGUUGCCUGGGAUUCUUGA
Symbiodinium pilosum is the source of this 1473-nucleotide messenger RNA. The record is from the annotation of a GenBank genome assembly. Lineage: Eukaryota; Dinophyceae; Suessiales; Symbiodiniaceae.